GGGAAGAGGUCUGGUUCUGGAGUCUCCAUCACUACCUCCAUCACUACCACCAUCACCACCACCACAUAGCCACUUCUCUCGUCUCAUGCAGGACGCCACCAGCCCUCAUCCUGCACGGUUCCUUGCUACCCACAGAGCGCAUGUUAAACCACUGUAAUUCUUCCCAAGUUUUCAGUCGUUCUUGAAGAGACCAGAGCUGAGUGAGAGUCAGUCGUUCUUGAAGAGACCAGAGCUGAGUGAGAGUCAGUCGUUCUUGAAGAGACCAGAGCUGAGUGAGAGUCAGUCGUUCUUGAAGAGACCAGAGCUGAGUGAGAGUCAGUCUCUAUACAACUCCUUCCCUAGUGGAGCUACGAACUGAAACAAUGCUUUGCUAUAUUUUGUCAGUUGUUGGAAAAAUGAAGUGACAAACAAUUUCAUUACUUUUAUAUGGAUUGAUUUUUUUUUGGUAUAGUGAUUAAAUAGAGAGUUUGUGAAAGAGAGACGAAUAAGUCGUGUGAGGGAGUGCAGGCUCCGGACCACCGUACACAAGUGUCACCAGUGAUCUUGUAAGACCAAUGUCACCAGUGAUCUUGUAAGACCAGUGUCACCAGUGAUCUUGUAAGACCAGUGUCACCAGUGAUCUUGUAAGACCAGUGAUCUUGUAAGACCAGUGUCACCAGUGAUCUUGUAAGACCAGUGUCACCAGUGAUCUUGUAAGACCAGUGUCACCAGUGAUCUUGUAAGACCAGUGAUCUUGUAAGACCAGUGUCACCAGUGAUCUUGUAAGACCAGUGUCACCAGUGAUCUUGUAAGACCAGUGUCACCAGUGAUCUUGUAAGACCAGUGUCACCAGUGAUCUUGUAAGACCAGUGUCACCAGUGAUCUUGUAAGACCAGUGUCACCAGUGAUCUUGUAAGACCAGUGUCACCAGUGAUCUUGUAAGACCAGUGAUCUUGUAAGACCAGUGUCACCAGUGAUCUUGUAAGACCAGUGUCACCAGUGAUCUUGUAAGACCAGUGUCACCAGUGAUCUUGUAAGACCAGUGUCACCGAUCUGUAAGAGAAAAAUAUACACGAGUACAAGUUUGUGACAAUGUGUGAUAAGUGGUGGAACGUGAAGACCUCGAGCUACGCUAACAACGCCUUCAACCCCAUCAGACAGAUCGUUGACAACCUCCAGAUAACCCCCCACCCUGAGAAGCCGCUCAUAGCUCUCUCCAUUGGGGAUCCCACCGUGUUCGGAAACCUGAAACCAGCUAAGGAGAUCACAGACGCCGUAGUUACAGCCAUCCAGAGCGGCAAAUUCAACGGAUACGCACCAAGCACAGGUUAUGUGGAGGCGAGAGAGGCUGUCGCCAGAUACUGUUCUGUGCCAGGUGUUGCUGAGCUGGAAGCUAAGGACAUCGUGCUGUGCUCAGGCUGUUCCUGCGCCCUCGACCUCUGCAUCACAGCUCUCUGCUCCCCUGGCCAGAAUAUUCUGGUGCCUCGACCAGGAUUCCCCAUCUACAAGACGCUAGCUGAAGGACUCUCCAUCAGCACCAAGCACUAUGAUCUCCUGCCGGAGAAGAACUGGGAGGCGGACUUGGUGAUGCUGGAAGACAUGAUUGAUGAGAACACUGCAGCCAUCGUGGUCAACAACCCGUCCAACCCCUGUGGUUCUGUCUUCAGUACUCAGCACCAGAGGGACAUCCUGCAGGUGGCCAGCAGGAACAAGGUGCCCAUCAUCGCUGACGAGAUCUAUGAACAUUUC
Cherax quadricarinatus is the source of this 1728-nucleotide messenger RNA. Lineage: Eukaryota; Metazoa; Arthropoda; Malacostraca; Decapoda; Parastacidae. The record is from RefSeq and is a predicted model, not a curated record.